Lolium rigidum is the source of this 3818-nucleotide messenger RNA. RefSeq names its product auxin response factor 19-like. Gene Ontology annotation, biological process: response to hormone; regulation of DNA-templated transcription. The transcript is spliced from 14 exons. Gene Ontology annotation, molecular function: DNA binding; protein binding. Lineage: Eukaryota; Viridiplantae; Streptophyta; Magnoliopsida; Poales; Poaceae. Bases 1 to 3489 code for a protein of 1162 amino acids. Gene Ontology annotation, cellular component: nucleus. The record is from RefSeq and is a predicted model, not a curated record.
AUGAUGAAGCAGCAGCAGCAUCCGCCGGCGACGACCUCCGCCGCCGGGUCCGCGGUCACCGUGGCCGUGGCGGCGCCUGGGUGCGAAGGGGAGAAGAAGCCGCCGGCGAUCAACUCGGAGCUGUGGCACGCAUGUGCCGGCCCUCUCGUGUCGCUUCCGCCGGCAGGGAGCCUCGUCGUCUACUUCCCACAAGGCCACAGUGAGCAGGUUGCAGCUUCUAUGCAGAAGGAUGUUGAUGCCCAUGUUCCAAACUACCCAAAUCUUCCAUCCAAGUUGAUCUGCCUACUGCACAAUAUCACUUUACAUGCUGACCUAGAAACGGAUGAAGUUUAUGCACAGAUGACUCUUCAGCCAGUUACUUCAUAUGGAAAGGAGGCACUACAGCUAUCAGAGCUAGCACUCAAACAAGCAAGGCCACAGAAUGAGUUCUUCUGCAAGACACUGACUGCAAGUGAUACAAGUACGCAUGGAGGCUUCUCUGUGCCCCGCCGAUCCGCAGAGAAGAUAUUCCCACCUCUUGACUUCUCAAUGCAGCCACCUGCUCAGGAGAUACAAGCUAGGGAUUUGCAUGAUAAUGUGUGGACAUUUCGUCACAUAUAUAGGGGUCAGCCAAAACGACAUCUGCUUACAACUGGCUGGAGUCUCUUUGUGAGUGGCAAGAGGUUAUUUGCUGGAGAUUCUGUCAUUUUCGUUAGAGACGAAAGGCAGCAACUUCUACUAGGAAUCAGGCGUGCUAACCGACAACCGACUAACAUAUCAUCAUCUGUCCUUUCAAGUGACAGUAUGCAUAUAGGGAUUCUUGCUGCAGCAGCCCAUGCUGCUGCCAACAAUAGCCCAUUUACCAUAUUUUAUAACCCCAGGGCCAGCCCUACUGAAUUUGUUAUCCCAUUCGCUAAGUAUCAGAAGGCUGUCUAUAGCAAUCAAUUAUCUCUAGGAAUGCGUUUCCGCAUGAUGUUUGAAACUGAGGAAUUAGGAACAAGAAGGUACAUGGGCACAAUAACCGGCAUAAAUGAUUUAGACCCUGUAAGAUGGAAAAACUCUCAGUGGCGCAACUUACAGGUUGGCUGGGAUGAGUCUGCAGCAGGUGAAAGGCGUAACAGGGUUUCGAUCUGGGAGAUUGAACCGGUCGCUGCUCCAUUUUUCAUAUGCCCCCCUCCUCCAUUUUUUGGUGCAAAACGUCCCAGACAGUUAGAUGAUGAGUCCUCGGAAAUGGAGAAUCUCUUAAAGAGGGCUAUGCCUUGGCUGAGUGAGGAGAUAUGCAUAAAGGACCCUCAGACGCAGAAUACCGUAAUGCCUGGUCUGAGCUUGGUUCAGUGGAUGAACAUGAAUAUGCAGCAGAGUUCAUCAUUCACAAAUACAGCCAUGCAGUCUGAGUACCUGCGUUCAAUAACUAACCCCAGCAUGCAAAAUAUUGGUUCUGCUGAUCUCUCGAGGCAGUUGUGCCUGCAGAACCAGUUUCUGCAACAGAAUAACAUUCAAUUUAAUACUCCCAGACUGCCUCAGCAAAUGCAGCCGAACAAUGAUUUUUCCAAAGCAACCCUUCCAUUGAAUCAGCCCGGCGGCAGCACCAAAUCACAAGAACAAACUCAAGAAGGUAGCAACCUUCAGAGGCAACAACAGUCCAUGAACUUUGCACUUCCUUUGAGCCAAGCUCAAACCAGUCUAGCUCAAGCUCAGGUCCUUGUACAGAAUCAGAUGCAGCAGCAGCCACAUAUAUCUCAAAAUCAGUUGCCAGCCGUCAGCCAGCCGCUCAUGUCCCAUCAGCAGCAGCAACAACAACAAGAACAACACCAUCAACAACAGCAGCAGCAGCAGCAAAAAUUUCUACACCAGCAGCAACAGCUUUUACUUCAGCAGCAGCAGUUACAACAACAGCAACAGCAACAGCAACAGCAACAACAACAACAGCAAUUCAAUAAGAUGCCUGCACAGCUACCAAAUCUGCCAAAUCAACAGCUGCAAUUAUCAGAUCAGCAGCUUCAGUUGCAACUCCUGCAAAAACUACAACAACAGCAGCAGUCAUUCCUGUCCCAACCUGGAGUUACCCUUGCACAAUUACCUCUGAUCCAAGAACAGCAAAAGUUAAUUAUGGAUAUACAGCAACAGCUGUCAAACUCUCAUUCGCUUCCCCAGCAACAGAUGAUGCCUCAACAAAGCACAAGAAUUCCAUCACAGGCAGCACCACUGCCAGCACCUGUGCAGGCAGAUACACAACAGAAGCUUCCACAGAAGCAAGCUCUGUCCGCAGAUGCCUUAGAAGCUACCGUUCCUCCAACCACGUCACUGAAAUUCAGUUCAGCAAAUGGAAGUCCUUUGAGGAUGCCCGGUGCUACACAUUCUGUAGUUACCGAAGAAAUCCCUUCUUGCUCAACAUCCCCUUCCACUGCAAAUGGUAAUCAUCUUCUACAACCAGUCCCUGGAAGGGACCAAUAUUGCAGCAUGAUCAACACCGAGAAGGCACCUCAGUCAACUGCCCCUAUGUCAGUUCCAAGCUCUCUUGAUGUUGCCACAAGAACUCCCAGGAUGACAAAGGAGUUUCCAAAAUUGAAUUCCAAUGUAAAGCAAAGUAUAAUGGCUUCAAAAUUACCGAAUGCAGAAGCUAGUCCCCAAAAUUUUGUGAACAACGCACCCCCUACAGACUAUCUAGAAACAGCUUCGUCAGCAACUUCAGUGUGGCUUUCCCAAACUGAUGGGCUUCUACAGCAAAAUUUCCCCAUGUCUAACUUUAGUCCGCAGCAGCUAUUCAAAGAUGCUCCUCCUGAUACAGAAAUUCAUGCUGAAGUUCCAACUAAUAAUGCAUUGUUUGGAAUUGGGAAUGAUGGUCAUGUGGGCUUCCCUUUGGGAACUGAUGACUUCCUGACGAAUGGAAUUGAUGCUGUCAAGUAUCAAAAUCAUAUCUCUACAGACAUUGAUAACAACUACGGAAUACCAAAAGACACCCAGCAAGAGAUAUCAUCCUCCAUGGUUUCACAGUCAUUUGGUGCAUCAGACAUGGCAUUUAAUUCAAUUGACUCUGGAAUCAACGAUGGUGCCUUCUUGAACAGAACUUCUUGGCCUCCUGCUGCUCCACUAAAGAGGAUGAGGACGUUCACGAAGGUGUAUAAACGGGGAGCUGUGGGCCGAUCUAUUGACAUUAGCCAGUAUGCUGGAUAUGAUGAAUUGAAGCAUGCUCUGGCUCGAAUGUUUAGCAUAGAGGGGCAGCUCGAGGAAAGACAGAGGAUUGGCUGGAAGCUCGUCUAUAGAGAUCAUGAGGAUGAUAUCCUACUUCUUGGCGAUGAUCCUUGGGAGGAGUUUGUCAACUGUGUCAAGUGCAUUAGGAUCCUUUCGCCUCAAGAAGUGCAACAGAUGAGCUUGGAUGGUGAUCUGGGCGCUAGCGUUCUCCCCAACCAGGCCUGCAGCAGCUCAGAUGGUGGGGGCAGUGCUUGGAGGGCUCGUUGUGAUCAGAACUCUGGCAACCCUUCCACUGGCUCAUAUGACCAAUUCGAGUGACCUAAUUUACCGGUCUUGACACACCACACCGUCACUGGAGGUGACCAGCGACAGCUCUGAGGCGCUAGGAUGUUGUAGAUGCGUCAGCUUACAUCCGGGAGCGCAAGCGGCUCAUUGGAUUAGUAGUGUUCUGUUUAUAUGUGUAGUUCUUACAAGAAAGGAAGUAGUAGGCUGGUAAAGGGAGAUUACCUAGAGUUCGAGAGGGUUAGGUGAAAGAUGUCUUAUUGGAAAGGCAAGUCUGUAGUAACCUGAUACUUUGUCUCUUCUGGGGCCAUUCUUAAGAUCUCCAUGAAUCCCAAGUUGGUUGCUGCAAAAGCAAUAUUUUUUUC